Molecule: messenger RNA, 11688 nt
Organism: Eublepharis macularius
Lineage: Eukaryota; Metazoa; Chordata; Lepidosauria; Squamata; Eublepharidae
Product: zinc finger protein 93-like
Exons: 5
Coding region: 157-2040 (627 amino acids)
Biological process (GO): regulation of DNA-templated transcription
Source: RefSeq, a predicted model, not a curated record
CACUUCCUGCUUUGCCCCCUCCCUCCAGCGGAAGGGGGCAUUUGGCAUCCCCAGGGCAGCCUCUGCUCCGUCCCAGGCGCAACUGGUGGCCAAAGAAAGGCCCCCUCAGCUAUUUCUCCGCUGUCUCCUCAGUGUGGUGAAGGGAAAAGACCAGCCAUGCAGCCAGCUCAGGGCCGGGUGUCCUUCGAAGAGGUGGCUGUGCAUUUCUCCAAGGGGGAGUGGAGCCUGCUGAGCCCAGCGCAGAGAGCCCUGUACAAGGAGGUCAUGCUGGAGAAUUUUGGGACCGUGGCCUCUCUGGGGCCCGAGGUUGCCAAACCUGACCUCAUUUCCAAGCUGGAAGGAGAAGAAGAGCCCUUUCUCCGGAUCUCUGAUGAAGAGGGGGGAUUGGCAGGAGGCCUGUGGAGGUCACCGAAUGAAACAUCUCAGCAUCCAGUGAUGGAUAAAGGGGACACCUAUUCAGAUCUGAAAGGGGCUAAAUAUUCUGAUACCCUGAGGAAGGAGGAGAGAAAGCAUCCAUCUAAAGGAAGGAGUGAUUCUGGUCUUUUACAAGGUGAAUACGCUCAUGAAAUCCCACUACUUGAAAAAAUGUACAUAGAAGGCAAUAUAAAUGGGGGCAGUGCAAGUGGGAAUUCUUUUUCUGAAAAAUCAAACAGUAGCAUCCAUUGGAAAAGCCAUAACACAAAGGAAAAAUAUAAAUGCCUGGAGUGUGGGAAAAGCUUCAAAAAGAGUGGAAAACUUAAUUCCCAUCAAAGAAUUCACACAGUGGCAAAACCUUAUAAAUGCCUGGAGUGUGGGAAAAGCUUCAGUCACAGUGGAAUCCUUAAUUCCCAUCAAAGAAUUCACACAGGGGAAAAACCUUAUAAAUGCCAGGAGUGCGGGAAAAGAUUCAAUCGGAGCGGAUGCCUUAAUUCUCAUAGAAGAAUACACAUAGGGGAAAAACCUUAUAAAUGCCAGGACUGCGGGAAAAGCUUCAAUCGGAGCGGGUGUCUUAAUUCUCAUAGAAGAAUACACACAGGGGAAAAACCAUAUAAAUGCCAGGAGUGCGGGAAAAGCUUCAGUCAGAGUGAAAGCCUUAAUUCCCAUCAAAGAAUUCACACAGGGGAAAAACCUUAUAAAUGCCUGGAGUGUGGGAAAAGUUUCCGAAGAAGUGGACAGCUUAAUUCCCAUCGAAGAAUGCACACAGGGGAAAAACCUUAUAAAUGCCAGUACUGCGGGAAAAGAUUCAGUCGGAGUGGAUGCCUUAAUUCUCAUAGAAGAAUACACACAGGGGAAAAACCUUAUAAAUGCCAGGAGUGCGGGAAAAGAUUCAAUCGGAGCGGAUGCCUUAAUUCUCAUAGAAGAAUACACACAGGGGAAAAACCUUAUAAAUGCCAGGACUGCGGGAAAAGCUUCAAUCAGAGUGGAUGCCUUAAUAAUCAUAGAAGAAUACACACAGGGGAAAAACCCUAUAAAUGCCAGGACUGCGGAAAAAGCUUCAGUCGCAGGGAUCAGCUUAAUUCCCAUCAAAGAAUUCACACAGGGGAAACACCUUAUAAAUGCCAGGACUGCGGGAAAAGCUUCAAAAGGAGCGGGUGCCUUAAUUCUCAUAGAAGAAUACACACAGGGGAAACACCUUAUAAAUGCCAGGACUGCGGUAAAAGCUUCAAUCGGAGCGGGUGCCUUACUUCUCAUAGAAGAAUACACACAGGGGAAAAACCAUAUAAAUGCCAGGAGUGCGGGAAAAGCUUCAGUCAGAGUGAAAGCCUUAAUUCCCAUCAAAGAAUUCACACAGGGGAAAAACCUUAUAAAUGCCUGGAGUGUGGGAAAAGUUUCCGAAGAAGUGGACACCUUAAUUCCCAUCAAAGAAUGCACACAGGGGAAAAACCUUAUAAAUGCCAGGACUGCGGGAAAAGCUUCAAUCAGAGUGGAUACCUUAAUUCUCAUAGAAGAAUACACACAGGGGAAAAACCUUAUAAAUGCCAGGACUGCGGAAAAAGCUUCAGUCGCAGCGAUAGUCUCAGUUCGCAUCGAAGAAUGCACAAAAGGGUAAAAACCUCAUAAAUGCCAGGACUGCGGGAAAAGCUUCAGUCACAGCAGACAGUUUAAUUCUCAUAGAAGAAUACACACAGGGGAAAACCCGUAUAAAUGCCAGGACUGCGUAAAAAGCUUCAGUGGAAACCUUAAUUCCCAUCAAAAACUUCACACGGGAAAAACCUUAUAAAUGCCAGGACUGUGGAAAAGUGUUCAGACACAGUGGAGACCUUAAUUCCCAUCGAAGAAUGCACACAGCCGAAAAACCAUGUAAGUGCCUGGAGUGUGGGAAAAGUUUUUGAACAAGUGGAGAACUUAAUUCCCAUCGAAGAAUGCACACAGGAGAAAAACCUUAUAAAUGCUUGGACUGUGGAAAAAGCUUCAGUCGCAGUGAUCAUCUUCAUUCCCAUCAAAGAAUACACAUGGGGAAAAACCUUAUAAAUGCUUGGAGUGUGGGAAAAGCUUCAGUCGCAGUGGAGGCCUUAAUUCCCAUCGAAGAAUGGACACAGGGGAAACACCUUAUAAAUGCCAGAACUGCGGAAAAAGCUUCAGAGAUUGUGGAGGCCUUUAUUCCCAUCAAAGAAUACACACAUGAGAGAAAACAUUAAUGGCUGGAGUGCGGAAACAGCUUCCGACCGAGUGGAAUCCUUAAUUCUUACCAGUGCUACUAUUAGAACUACAAGUUAAGGCAGCAGCAAAAAAUGACUUUUACAACCCUCUCUAGCAUGCUAGAUGGCUUCUUACCUCGACAUGGCUGACCUGGCCACCUGGAUCCAUGCUACGGUAACAUCAAGUCUUGACUAUUGUAAUGCACUAUACAUAGGUCUCCCAUCCAAAUUAACUAGGAGACUCCAAUUGGUGCAAAACGCUUUGGCACGACUGCUAUCAGGAGCAUGGACACCAGCCCCAUUCUGCAGUCACUCUGUUUGCUACCUAUCAGCUACCAUGCUCAGUUGAAGGUAUUGGUUAUCACAUUCAAAGCUCUUCACAGGCCUGGCAUACCUACAGGAGGGCCUCCCUCCCUAUAUUCCUCCACAUGAGCUUCACUUAUCUGAAGAGGGUCUCCUGCAGGUGCCACCCUGUACAUGGGUGAAAUCAACAGCAGCCCAUACGUGGUCUUUCUCUGUGGUGACCCCUGCCCUGUUGAAUGGACUGCCUGAGGAGGUCAGGAGAGGCCCCACCCUCCUGGCUUUCCGCAAAGUAUGCAAACAGAAUUAUUCAAGAAGGCUUUUAUAUUGUAGGCAAGGGCUCUCAGUUGCUUUACUAAUGAGUUAAGGACCAGGAUCAUAGACUUCAUCACUAUAUUUCCUUAUGUACUACCUGUUGUCUUAAAUACCUGCUCCCGUGAGCUACCUGUGCUUCUUAUGGUCUAAUGUCAGCCUUAAAAUUGCUUAUGUUCAGUUUCAGCAUUUCUUCAACUCUGUCUUGGAUUCUUACUAAUGCUAUGUCUUUGUAAAAUGGUGUUUAUCGACUCUAUGACAUGGUUUAUGGAAAUGUCCUUGAAACUGAGUGUCCUGAUCUCAUUCUGUGUAGUUCGCCUUGAGUGUCAGUGAAAAAGGUGGACUAUAAAUGACAUAAAUAGAAUAAAAUAAAUGACAGAUAAAUUCUGGUAGAAGAAUUCACACAGGGGAGAAGCCGUAUAAAUGUCUAGUAUUUGGGAAAGGGUUUAAACAGAAGAAUGAACUAACUCCUCGUCCGAGAAUUCACAAGGGAGAAACCAUUAGUGCCUGGUAUGUGGAAAAAGCUUCAGUGUGGGUGGAAACCUGACUUCCCAUCAAAGAACUGACACAGGGGAGGAGCUAUAGACAUGUUUUGAGUGUGGAAGGACACUGCAUAAAAUAAGUUAUGUUUUAAUCACCCCUCCCUCCGUCAUGAGUGACUGGGAGAGGCUAUUUGUGCUUUUGCCCUGACGUGGAUAGCCCAGGCAAGCCCACUCUGGCCUUUUGUCAGAAGCUAAGCAGGGCUGACCUUGGAUAGUAAUUGGAUGGGAGACCUCCCAGGAAGUCCAGGGUCACUCUGCAGUGGCAGGCAAUGGCAAACCACCUCUGCUAGUUUCUUGCUUUGAAAUCCCCACCAGGGGUCACCAUCAGUCAGCUAUGACUUGACAGCACUUUCCACCACCAUCCACUCGAGAAAUAUGCUGCCUUAAACAGUUCUGAUUCAGUUGUGGGCGCCUUCCUGUGUGCAGCCACAUCUCCCAAGUGGGAGCCAUAAGAGACUGCCUCUCGACGGGCAGCUGUACUCCUUCCUCCUUAGCUUUGCUCAGAUGAGUGAAGCUGUCGCAGCAGAGCAUAGCAAGAGAGAUGUGAACCCUGGCCUCCGAAUAGCCUUGUAGGUUGGCAGGCUGGCAGCUGCAGUUGACCUUGUUCAGAUGAACGAAGGUGCUGUGAGGAUGACAUAAGGAGUGAGGUGAUCUCGUAGGUAUGCUGGGCCAAGGCCCUGGAGAGCUUUGUAUGUAAUAACCAAGACUUUGAAUUGAGCAUGACAGUAACUGAUAGGUAGACAAUGGGGUGACUGUAGGGUGGGAGUGAUGUUCAUGCUCCUGCUCGCUCCUGCUAACAGUCAUUUUGCUCCAAUUGGAGCCUCCUAGUUAACUUAGAUGGAAGACCAAUGAAUAACGCAUUACAAUAGACAAGUUUAGACGUUACCGGGACAUGGAUGCACGUGGUUAUGUCGGCCGUGUCGAGGUAAGAAGCCAUCCUCCAGGCUAGAGUGAGGUUGUAAAAAGCCUUUUUCUGCAGCUGCCUUAAUUUGUUUUUCUAGUAGUAGCACUGGAUCCAGUGUAACCCCUAGGCUCUUAACCGAGUCUGCAAGGGUCAGACGAACUGCAUCGAAUGUGAGAAGUACAAUCAAAAGUGGGAAGUUCAAAAUCUCUGCUUUCCCAACAAGCAUCACUUCAGUCUUGUCUGGGUUCAAUUUCAAUUUGUUAUUUUUCAGCCACUUCACUGUAGCAGGAUAUAUAUAUAUACACACACACAUAUAUAUACAUACUCACAUAUAUAUAUACAUAUAUAUACUAGCAACAUAGUCCAUUGUGGGGGGAAAAUACAACAGGCUGUAGAAAGGAGGGGGCGGAUAGGAAGGCAUUCCCUCCUCCUCCAUCACUUAUGCUGGCUGGUGAUGGAGGGGGGGUGGGCAUUGCUACCUGCUCCACAUGUGAUCUCGGCCACAGAAAAAGCUUUUGACAAGCUGAACUGGGAUUUCAUGUUUGCGACAAUGGAAAAAUUAGAUUUAGGGAAGGACUUUAUAGAGGCAGUGAAAACAAUUUACAACAAGCAAAAUGCGAUAAUUUGUGUGAAUAACAAUGUUACGACAAGAUUUGAAGUAAGAAAAGGUACAAGACAGGGAUGCCCACUUUCACCAUUGUUAUUUGUGACGGUGUUAGAAAUUUUAUUGAAACAAAUAAGAGAAGACCAAGCUAAUAGAGGGAUAAAGAUCAAAGGAUAUUCAUAUAAAUACAGAGCUUUUGCUGAUGAUGUGAUGUUUAUUGUAGAAGAUCCAAUUCAAAGAAUGCCAUUACUGUUGGAAAGAAUCAAGAAAUUUGGAGAGUUGGCUGGUUUUUAUAUAAAUAAAGCCAAAUCUAAGUUACUUUGCAAGAAUAUGAAGAAGGAGAAACAGCAAACUUUAAUGGAGGCAACUAACUGUGAAGUGGUACAAAAAACAAAAUAGUCAAUAGUUUUAUAACAGGGUGUUUGCAAUUUUGGCUUUAGGCAUUCUAUUUUUUGCUUAAACUCUAGCACAUAUUUAUUGGAUUUGUGUUUAUAACAAACAAGGUUAGCUUUGCUAAUUUUUGACUUUAUUAUUAGAGGGGAUUGUUUUUAAACUAGUUGAGUUAGGGUACUUAAUUUGGACAAAGUAAGACAAAACUACUGCCUCAGUUUACAAUCAUUAGGGUUGUAAAAUAAGAAACAAUUGUUAUCACAGUUAGGUAGUUUCUCAUUAGACAAAUUUGAAUAAUUAAAUAAAUACAUUAAGUAUAAUAAUAAAUAAAUACAAAAUAAGAUCCCCUUGGUGGGUUAGAAUAAUUCUAGAUCCUAUCACUUUAUAAGGGUAUUUUAAAGCAUAGUAUACUCUGUUACAAGUACACUGGGAAUAAUAAAUAGAAAAUUGUUUAACUCUUUAAAAGAGGACAAGAGUGCAUAAUGUGCACUAAACUUAAAAUAACAUCUCUUAAUGUUAGAGGAUUGGGAAACCCCAUUAAACGUAAGCACAUAAUUUCCACUCUAGCAAAAACAAACUCACAAGUCAUUCUACUACAAGAAACUCAUUUCAGACCAGGAAAUUCCAACAUAUCAAAAGCCAAUUGGAUACGUUCACAAUUUCAUGCAGAAGGAUCAUCCAAAUCUAGGGGAGUUGCCAUUCUAAUAACUAAAAACCUACCUUUCCAAAAGAAAAAGCUUCUCAAGGAUCCCAAAGGGAGAUUUAUUUUUGUUAAAGGUAUGAUAGAAGGACAAGCAUACACUUUUGCUUCAAUAUAUGCACCAAACAACCAACAACUUGUAUUCAUAGAGGAAACUCUUAAUACCUUAUCCUCCUUUCAGGAAGGUCAGCUGAUAAUAGGAGGAGACCUGAAUUAUAUCAUUAACCACUCUCUAGACAAAACAGUGCUCAAUACCAAAACAGUUAAAAGCAAAAAGAAAAAACAAAAAAGGAAAUCUAUUACAAGGCUUGCCACAUUGCUUCAGAGUAACAAUCUCCUAGACGCAUGGAGGCACACUCAUGUAGGAGAAAAAGACUUUUCAUAUUACUCCCCCAGACACAAAAUUUAUACGAGGAUAGAUUAUAUCCUUGUUUCUUCCUCUCUAGGUGAUAAACUUUUAAGUUCUGAAAUGGGUAAUAUAUUAAUAUCAGAUCAUGCAUGGGUCAGCAUAACGAUUGAAAAUAAGUGCUGCCAAUCUCAGAAUAGGCAGUGGUGCUUUCCUAAAAAAUUAUUGUAUAAUCAACAAAGUUCAGCAGAAAUAGAAAAAAAUUUAGAGACAAUCAUAGCAGAGAAUAGUUCGCAAGAGGUAGACCCACACAUUUUCUGGGAUACUAUUAAAACACUAGCUAGGGGACAUAUAAUUUCACUAACUUCCAGAAUUAAUAAGGAAAAAAUAAAGCAAAAACAGGAACUCUUGGCCGAAAUUAAACAGUUGGAAACAAACCAUAAAAAAACAGGUAAUGAAAAAAACUAUAGAAAACUGCUUAACAAACGUAAGGUUUUGCAACAUUAGAAACAAGGGAUAUUCACAAAAACUUGUUAUAUCUUAAACAGAAAUACUGGUUCAACUCGCCUAAGGCCCUUCGUAUGAUUUCUAGCAGAAUAAAGAAGAAAAGAGGGUCUACCAUGAUUAACAGCGCAAUCCUAUGGCCGGCCCCAACGCCGGUGCAGCUGCACAUGCGGUGUGGUGGCGGCGCCGGGCCGGAUCCUGUGCCAGCAAACUGUGGCCACAGCGGCGCCAGCAGCAGCGCAGAGAUGCAAAUUGGUAGAACCAGAAAGUGUUGUGGGCGGGUCUGAUGCACGGCCGCCGCCGGGCGCAGCCAAAGGGCGCUGUUCCUGACAAGCGGCAGGAGGAGGGGCCAGGAUAGGCGCUGCCAAUGGGCAGCACGCGAUCCCGGCCAGGCCCCAGAGCAGCAGGCAAAUCACGCCCAUGCCGGAAGACCACACUGGCUCGUGCGUUGGGCGGGGCUCGCAGUCGGGAAGGAGAGGGGUGGGCAUGGUCUGAGGAGCCUCUCCCUCGUUUGCCCAAUGCAGCGCCAAGUCCGUGGCAGCUGUGUCCAGAGAGGUUGGCAUGGGACUGCCAGGCGCCCUGCCAUGAGGAAUCCAGGGCAGCAGCCAGUCCCGGGAGGGUUGGCCUGAGGCCGCCACCCAGAGGCAGACACAGCGGGCCUGCCCCAGUCCCCGUCCCAAGGCAAAGACCACAGACACCCGUUGCACAGAAAUCAGUCUUUAUUAUUAUACCAUCCCACCUCCCCCAGCAGACUUGAGGAAGGGGAGGCGUGUAGGAGAGGCAGGGUGUCGAGGGCUGGGCAGAGCCCAUUUGGAAGGACAGGCAGCCAGGGGCCCGUCGACGGCCCGGGCGCUGCCUCGCCAGCCCCCUCCCCGCUCGCCCCCUGUGCCGUCCAGCGCCUGUGCGAGUGCAUGGUCAGAAGCAGCUGCCUCUCCACCCGCCUUCCCGGCUGCGGCAACCAGGUCACGCGGCCAAGCCCCGCUUCGCUGUCCCCGCCCCCCCCAGGACCCUUCCCCCUUGUCUCCAGCAGCUGUAUAACACCUUUGUCUGCGGCCCGCCUGUCCAGCAGAACACCCCACCCCCCGGAACGUGGCAGCGGGGCUCACCGGCGAGGCUGGCGGCCAGACCCCCUUGGCCGUCCACGGGCCCGGCCUCUUGCAUGCAACUGGGCCCGAGGGAGGGGCGCCUCUGGGGCAGGUGGAGCUGCUGCAGCGGGCGGGCCGGCGGGUUCAGGAUGGUGACGAGCCGCCCGAGCAGGGCUUCGGCACGGGCUUGAGAGGCGCGGAGCCCCUCUCCCACCUCCAGUACCGCGGCCAUGAACUCCCGCCCGCAGUUGUUCGCCUCCUCCCAUGCGGCAUGCACCUCUAGCCGCUCCCUCCUCCGGCGCGUGGAACCUCCUGCCCGGAAUAUGGCAUCCGCCUGCCUCUACCCUAGUUUCUUUGCUGAUGCGGCUAGGAUUUGGGAGAGCGGACCGUUUCCCCUGCCAUCUCCCGCCCCCCUGCAGCAGCACCCCUGGCAACCCUCUCCCUGGCUUAUUAUCGGGUGCCAGCUGCUCGCCCUACCAGGGACUGAUCGCCCUUGGUGGCUCCCCCCUCCCCGCUGACAUGCCCUGCCCCAACCCUCUACCUGACGUUACUGUGAGGGGAGGGGGGGCGGGGAGGCAGAACGGGGUCUGUCGGAUACAUUUGUGGCGAUGUGCAGGUGGAGAUAUGUGACGGGAGUGUUGCGGGAGGGGCGGAGGACGAAGUCAGACUCGCAGAAACAGAAGGCAGUUGUUUGACAACUCGUUUUAUUGCACUGGAACAAGUGGGCUUGUUUUUAGGCUAGCAAGGGAGUCGGAGCAUUCCACACAGCCCUCCUUCCCACUCGGAGGGGUGGGGCUGGGAUGCAGGCCACGGCGCGAAAGUGCUUCCUGGGCUGCAGCCAACCGUCCGACAGAGAUGUUUGGGGAGGGCGGGACGCGGGGGAGCAGCCCUGCCCUGGACGUGCCUGUGGGGGAAAAAGACACAUGUGGGCUUUGCCUCGUUCCACUGGCGAGGCAAGCCCCACACUCCGCCAUCCGGGAGGAUGCAUAUAGUCGACGCCAGCAGCGACCAGCUGAUCCAUGACGGUCUGGCGAGGAUGCGCUCAGCCUUGGCAAGCCUUUACCUUUAAGGGAGGGAAUGAGCUGGUCAUAACAAACACCUGGUCGCAUGUGGUUUUCGGGGCACCUGCCUCUGAGGCGGCUGGGGCGGCCAUGGUUGCCCCCCACCCCUGCUAGGCCUCACCCAAAGCAGCAAGUGAGCGGGUGGGUUCAGGUGAAUGGGCGGUUUGCACUAAUCUGCGGAACAGCCCCCCCUCCCCUACCUCCUCCUCACCUGUCAGCGCUCUGUCGGUCAUCACCAGGCGGGAGCGCCAGAGUCAGGGCACCUGCAAGGAAACAGGAGAGGCUGCAGUUAAUUUGCCAAGUGUCAUUCCCUUCUGCCUCGGAAGGGUUAAUUUGUUUGUGCUUAGUUAGAAGCAACGAGCUUGCAUGAGUCCAGUUAGAUGUUGAGUCAUUCUUUCUGUCAGGGUAGAAAGGGAGUUAGGCAGACAUUUGCACUUCUUCCCUUUUACGGGAAGUUCCUCCACUUUUUCGCAAAGUCCCCCGAGUGCAUUCUGUGCCUGCCACCGUGAAUGCCCUCACCCCCCUUCGGUGUUGAAAGGGGCAAUGCCACGCAGCACACGGACAGAGGGGCAGAGCCUCCGGCCAAGUGCACACUUACCUGGGGUUUGGGCGGCGCUGGCCGGAUGUUUUGUAGGGCACGUUCACAGAUGAUUGGGUGCAGAGAGGGGGGCUCGUCCAUUCCGGGCGCGCAUGCUGAUUGGUCCCCGGGAUAGUUCUCAUCCUAUGCUCCUUCAGGCCAUGGGGGCGGGGCGGGGCGCUCAGAGAGAGGGUCGGUUUUUUGCCGUUCCAUGGGCGCCUAUGGGCUACGCCUUCUUUUUCCAUGGCGUAGCUUUUUUGCGCCGCUGUGGGCGUUCCCGCUUCUGGAGGGGCUUAGGGAGCGGACUAACUCCGGCCCCACCCUCCCCCCACGCCGGUGCAGGGCUCUACGCCACUCCUACGCCGCCGCCCGGGCGCCUGAGGCUUGCACCAGUGUAAGCCCGCCGGCGGGCCAGCGCCGCGUCCCAGCGCGGGCGGAGGGCGACUUACGCGGGCGUAAAGCCCAGAUACGCGGUCGCAAGCCUUAGUUCGGUUCCUAUUCACUUUCCCCGCCCUUCUUAGGAUUGGGCUGUAAUAGUCUUAAGGCUAAAAAAAGAAAUGUGCAAACUACUACUAAGGAAAUCUUAAACAUCUUCACUGAUUUCUUUUCUAAUUUAUACUCCUCAAAGGCCCCAGAUGAGGUUAGAAUUACCAACUUUCUAGGAAAGAUUAGAAAUUUUACUAAAUUGACUAUGGCAGAUAGAGAAUUUCUAGAAAGACCAAUUGCCCAACAAGAAAUUUUAGAAGCUAUAAAAAAUGCCAAAAAUAAUAAAACGACAGGUCCAGAUGGGUUCCCUGUGGAAUUUUAUAAAAAAUAUGCAAAGUUACUAGCCAUUCAUCUAACAAAGACAUGCAACGCCAUAGUAACAUCAGGGGAAACACCACCUACUUGGGAAAUGGCUACAAUAAUAAUUCUAAAGCAUGGUAAAGAUCCAUUAAAUCCAGCUUCUUACAGGCCUAUCUCAAUACUUAAUCACGACUACAAACUCCUUACUGCAAUAAUGACAAAACGUCUUAAUACUUUUAUAGACAAAUAUAUCCACUCAGAUCAAGCAGGCUUCAUCCCAAAACGUGACAUAACUAAUAACAUUCAUAGAACUUUAAAUCUCCUGGCUCAUUGUAAAUUCAAUAAAAUAGAAGCGGCCUUUCUGUCCUUAGAUGUGGAAAAGGCCUUUGAUUCGGUUGAAAUCAAAUACCUAAUUAAAACUAUGCAAAUGAUGAACUUUGGCGAUAACUUUCUAUCUAUAAUCCAAUCUAUCUAUAAUCAACCAAAAGCAAAUAUCAAGGUAAAUGGGCAGUUAUCAAAUUCAAUCAACAUUGGACGUGGUACUAGGCAGGGAUGCACGUUGUCACCUAUACUGUUUGCCAUCGCCCUUGAGCCACUAGCGAUAGCGAUUAGAGAAAAUGACUCCAUAAAUGGUAUAGAUAUAGGGACAUCCAAGUAUAAAAUCAGCUUAUUCGCUGACGAUACGUUGCUCUAUCUGAAAAACCCCAAUCAGUCUUUAAAGCAUUUACAUCACCUUUUAGAAAUCUUUGGUAGAAUUUCAGGACUGAUAGUAAAUCAAGGAAAAUCCCAAAUUUUGUCAGUGAAUUUGCCUAGUCACAGGAUAAAUCAGAUAAAAAACUCAUACAACUUCCAGUGGACUAAUAAACAGUUAACUUAUCUAGGUAUUAAAAUAUCAGUGGAUGUUAAUGAUCUUAUUAAACUUAAUCAUGAUAAAAUAAUUUCAGACAUAAAAUCAGAUA